AUGGCCAUGGAGACUGCAGAUUUGACUCCGCUGCUAGAACAGCUGGAAGAUAAUAUUGAUGAGAUAGAAGAGGCCCUAGAGCCGCUUCUAGAGCAUGGGUUGGCCGCGACUGCACAGAAGCUGCCGUUGAUGGAGAAGGCAAAGCUUCAUAUCCUUCUCACAUACUCCAUCGAGUCUCUUAUAUUCUCGUAUCUACGUCUCAACGAUGUAGAUGCAAAAGAACACCCUGUGUUCAAGGAACUGAUUCGAGUGAGGCAGUAUCAUGAAAAGAUUAAGACCCUAGAGGCCCCGCCAGAGAAACGAACAAUGACGCUAGACAAACAGGCUGCCGGAAGAUUUAUAAAACAUGGACUUGCAGGAAAUGACAAGAUAGAUCUCGAGCGCGCCGAGCAGGAGGCAAAGGAGAAGGCCAUGGCGCAACUACGGGCGGCACAACUAGCUAGAGUGAAGGCAAAGUCGGCGGUACCGCAGAAACGCCCGAUCGAAGAGUCCGAUUCGUCUGAAAGAGAUAGCACCGAACUUUCGACGCCUGAGCCGAAGAAGAGUAAAACGGCGGAAGCGGAGGAUGAUGAUUACAACGAGGAUGACGAGGAUGAAGAUGGCCAGAAUGAGGAUACGAAGAGCGAAGAGCUGGUUAUUAAGUUGGAUCAGCCCACGAAUGCAAAGAAGCAAAAUGAGAAAGAAAGGAAGGCAAAGCGGGCCAGAAAGAAGGAAAAGAAUCGCAUAAAAAGGCAGCGCAAGAGAGAAGCAGCGCAGCAAGCGGAACAGCCUGCGAAUGCGAAUGCUAACGGUUGA
Arthroderma uncinatum is the source of this 795-nucleotide messenger RNA. RefSeq lists its product as uncharacterized. Gene Ontology annotation, biological process: regulation of gene expression; maturation of 5.8S rRNA. Gene Ontology annotation, cellular component: nucleolus; exosome (RNase complex). NCBI's taxonomy places the organism in Eukaryota, Fungi, Ascomycota, Eurotiomycetes, Onygenales, Arthrodermataceae. The transcript is spliced from 3 exons. The coding region runs from base 1 to 795 and encodes 264 amino acids. Gene Ontology annotation, molecular function: DNA binding; RNA binding. The record is from RefSeq and is a predicted model, not a curated record.